UCUGCUCCUGUCCCUGGGGACCUGCAGGAGUCGCUACCCACUUCAAGCCAGAGUUGGGUCAGCCAGACCCACCCACCUCAACCUUUGGGUGGAAGAUUAGCAUUUCCUGCUUCCUGAGUUGCUGGCUCCUGGCCUUGGAAGGGAGUGGCUGAGCUGGGGAGUCUGAGCUGCUGCAGGGAGAGGACCUGCAUGCCCAGCACAGCUCCUGCGCCAUGAACCGCGGCCAACCUAGCCUAGAGCCCCAGGCCAAGGGACCAUGUGUGAUUGCGCCGGUACGUGCUGUGCUGCAGCUGCGCCGCCGAGUCUGUGUCCUGCGCAAGAGGCGCCUCUUGCAGCCAGGCACCGAACCUGACACCGAAACGGGGGCUCUAAGGCCCAGCGGCAGCGUGGGGACUCUGCGUGCAAACCUAGACCAACCUAAAUUCUUCACCUUCGACAGCCUGACGGAGCUGUCUUCCAGGAUGCCCCGCAAGAGGCGCAGACGUAGUCGGGUAGUGCUCUACCCUGAAACCUCACGGAAGUACCGACCCCGCACAGAGAGCCAGAGCCGUGCACAGCGUUGUCUGCUGCUGCUUGUAGCCAUCGUGGGGUUCCAGGUUCUCAAUGCCAUUGAGAAUCUGGACGAUAAUGCACAACGUUAUGACCUCGAUGGGCUGGAGAAGGCGCUGCAGCGUUCCGUGUUUGGUCAGCCAGCUGCUGUGAGCCGCAUCAUGGCCCUGCUGCGGGACUACCUGGCUACACAUGUGCACAGUCAUCCCUUACUCCUGGCGCUGCAUGGGCCCAGUGGGGUAGGCAAGAGUCAUGUUGGGCGCCUCCUGGCACACCACUUCCGCGCAGUGCUGGAGGAUGGUGCGUUGGUUCUGCAGUACCACGCAAGACAUCACUGUCCAGAGCCACGCCCAGUUCAGGAGUGCCGAAAGGAGCUUGCACAGCGUGUGGCGGAUGUAGUGGCACAGGCAGAGGCCGAGGAGAAGAUCCCUCUCUUGGUCCUAGAUGAGGCUGAACUCUUACCACCUGCGCUGCUGGAUGAGCUGCAUGACCUCCUGCAGCCACAGCGCUCGUACCAUUUCCACAACGCUAUCUAUGUACUCUUAAGUGGCACUGGCGGUAUAGAGAUAACACACUUUGUGCUGCAGAACGCAUCACGUAUGUUGCCCCCACACCUUCACAGUGCAGGCAGCACUCAGGCUGUGGAGUCACAGGUGGAGGAAGAGUUACAGAGCAGCCUUCAGGAGCUCCUGGCCCGAGAACACCCUUUGUGGCACACUGCAGCCAUUGUGCCCUUCCUGCUAUUGGACAAGCCAGAUGUGGUCAACUGCUUCCGAGAAGAGAUGGCAGGGGAGGGCUUUUAUCCUGAGCAGGCACUGGCAGAACAUCUGGCAGAGCAGCUCAGCUACUACCAGGUUGCUGGACAUGAGUUUGCCAUCACUGGCUGCAAGCAGGUCGUAGCCAAGGUUAACCUCUUACAGCACAAGCCUGCACAUGCUGGACACUAGCCAGUGGCCCCAGGCAUUUGAACUGUUGAAAAAAACAGCACAGAUGUCAGGUGAUUUGUAGCCCCCAAGCUGCUUCACUCCAGGAGCUGGGGGUGGGGGGUAAUGCAGUGGCUCAGAUGUGAGCUCCCCACUUCCUCUUCCACCACUGAGCCUUGAGAUUCCCUAGUGUUGUCAGGAAAGCAGCUACCUUCCUUUAUGUAGCCUGGUCUCCCUCCUCAGCUCCCAGUAUCUUGUCUUAGGGCCUCCCAUGACCCUAGGAGGGGACAGUGUGCACUUACGGUACAGAUUAUCUCAGAGGGUGAGUAGCAUGGUAGGAACCUUUGGAACAUGUGGCAGCCUCCAUGCCUCUUACAAACACCUAGUCAUCCCUUGAAUGCCUCCUUAGGUUAGAGAUCAGAAGGUGGGGGAAUGCUUCUCCAGGCCGGCCUGAGAAGGCACUGGGAGAGAUAGGUGUGUGCAAACCAGUGUGUGGAUCCAGUGUAAUCCCUCAGAUGCCCUGGAGCAUGGACUAUGCAGAGAUCCAGCCUCUGGAGACUAGCUGCUUGUUAGCUCCAGAGACAGACAUGUAUAAUACUUUGGAACCAGCUACAAGCUUCAGGGUCCUUCCUGCUCACCAGAAGCUAUAGAGGAGGACCCCUCCAGAGGGGAAAUGUGUCUCCGCCACCCUGGAAAGAUCUCCUGGGAAACCACCCAAGCUCAGGUUUUCCUAGAAAGGACCACUAGACUUUAGUCUGUCCUAGUGCUGAGGGACACUCUCCUUCUACUGGCCCCUUCCUGCCACCAGCUCUGGAGUAACAGCAAACAAUGGCCUCGGUAGAAGUGAAAAGAGCCUUGAUGUUCUCUGUUUGCAGGAAGCACCAAGUGUGCUUGAGGCCCAGUGAGGUGGGGUAGGGUAGGAGGUCAGGCUCUUGGUUGUACCCAAAGAAUGACCAAAGGAGACAAAGCCUCUGCCUGCCUGUUCUGGGCUGAAUGUGGAGAUCUUUUUUCUUUGGCAUUAUAACCUACUGGCUACCACAGUUAGGUGUGGAUGAGACUCCCUGUAGCUUUUGGUGUCUCAGGUUCACUCUCAACUCCAUCUGCAUGGAGUUUUCUUGGCGUGAGGCUUCUUAGUGCUCUGUCAACUUCUGUGCUGCCUCCUGGUGGCUACGCUCAGCCCUUGCUUGUGAAUGAUCAUCAUUGUGGGUUAGAAAGUGGUGCACCCAAAAACAGGGCUUAGGGGCACUGCAAGGGGUGACACCAGAAGAGGUUAGAGAGGAGGAACCCCUCACUGGGCCUGAUGUGUCCUUCCCCACACUGGGGAGACCUGCAGCAAAACCACCCAGGUUCAGAUUUCUCCAGAGAAGAUCACUAGCCAGCUGGCUCCUUAAGGAGGCCCUGCACAUUUCAUUGUCUCCCAUCCAACUUGCUCCAGCCAUGGUCUGAGGAUCUGUGUGGUGCAGGAUUGAGAAAAGAAUUUUGUAGAUAGAUACCCUCACCUGCAGAGCCCUGCACAGAGAUCUUAUGCCAGGGAAGUGAUCAGCCCUAGGAUUCCUUCCUGCUCUGGGGUCUCCCAGAAGUCGGAAGGUUUGGAGAGGGUUACAAAGGGAUAUUGAGGGUAGGAUAGCCAGACCUGGAAUCCAAGAGCUAGGUUCCAUCCACUAAGGUUCACCUGCUGAGCCACAGGGAAGGGAGAGGUUUUUGAUCUGCUUUUAGGACUUGUAAGUUGAUGCUUCAAAGGCUGAGUAUGCAUGACCUGCAGAGUGGGGAUGCUGGUCAGUCCUUACAGGAUGAUGCUGGGGUCCUCAGCACUCCUCAAGAAGGCCCCCACGAUUGUCACCUGAAAACCUACCUAGAAGUAUCUCCUAGUCAGCCAUGUGUCUCUUGUAUUCAUUCACUUAACACAUACAGAACAUUGGUUUAGUGAAUAUCCAAACCUAUGCAAAGCUUCCUUUUUAUUUAUUUAUAAAACAGUACAUCUCUAAAAUAAUUUCAUGGAGGCCAAUUUCUGGUCUUAAGAGGCAGGCAUACAAUGCUGAGCAGGUUGAAUCAUGCUUGUGAAUAAACUGCAGUUCAGAUCUAA
This is a messenger RNA of Psammomys obesus (fat sand rat), 3555 nucleotides long. RefSeq names its product torsin family 4 member A (gene Tor4a). The coding region runs from base 213 to 1496 and encodes 427 amino acids. The transcript has 2 exons. Gene Ontology annotation, cellular component: endoplasmic reticulum lumen; nuclear envelope. Gene Ontology annotation, molecular function: ATP binding; ATP hydrolysis activity. Lineage: Eukaryota; Metazoa; Chordata; Mammalia; Rodentia; Muridae. The record is from RefSeq and is a predicted model, not a curated record.